Mesitornis unicolor (brown roatelo) is the source of this 303-nucleotide messenger RNA. It is a transcript of the gene BBLN, whose product is annotated as chromosome unknown open reading frame, human C9orf16. The coding region runs from base 1 to 303 and encodes 100 amino acids. Lineage: Eukaryota; Metazoa; Chordata; Aves; Mesitornithiformes; Mesitornithidae. The transcript has a single exon. The record is from RefSeq and is a predicted model, not a curated record.
AUGCCAUGGGUAUGUUUUGCAAGAGCUCUCGCUGUCUUCAUUUACUGCAGUAACAAUAUACUUACAUUGUUCAGUCUCUCAUUUCCCUUCCUUUUAGAAUAUGCAGCAAUAAACUCCAUGCUGGACCAGAUCAACUCCUGCUUGGAUCACCUGGAGGAGAAGAAUGAUUAUCUGCACGCCUGCUUGAAAGAACUGCUGGAGUCCAACCGCCAGACCCGCCUGGAGUUCCAGCAGCAGCAGCAGCAGCAGAGCCAGCAGCAGGACAUGGAAACUGAUGUGCAGGGACCACAGCCUCCAGUCUAG